This is a messenger RNA of Hipposideros armiger (great roundleaf bat), 2146 nucleotides long. RefSeq names its product activation induced cytidine deaminase (gene AICDA). The record is from RefSeq and is a predicted model, not a curated record. NCBI's taxonomy places the organism in Eukaryota, Metazoa, Chordata, Mammalia, Chiroptera, Hipposideridae. Gene Ontology annotation, cellular component: cytoplasm; nucleus; P-body. Gene Ontology annotation, biological process: cytidine to uridine editing; DNA cytosine deamination; negative regulation of single stranded viral RNA replication via double stranded DNA intermediate. Gene Ontology annotation, molecular function: cytidine deaminase activity; RNA binding; zinc ion binding. The transcript has 5 exons. The coding region runs from base 80 to 676 and encodes 198 amino acids.
GUGAAGCAGCAGGGCUUGAGACAAGCCUUUCCUUGGCCUCAUACUUUCAAGAGCCACGAAAGACACCCUGGAUUCCACUAUGGACAGCCUCCUGAUGAACAGGAGAAAGUUUCUUUACCAUUUCAAAAAUGUCCGCUGGGCUAGGGGUCGCCAUGAGACCUACUUGUGCUACGUGGUCAAGCGGCGAGACAGUGCUACCUCCUUUUCGCUGGACUUUGGUUAUCUUCGAAAUAAGUCAGGUUGUCACGUGGAGUUGCUCUUCCUUCGCUACAUCUCCGACUGGGACCUGGACCCUGGCCGGUGCUACCGCGUCACCUGGUUCACCUCUUGGAGUCCCUGCUACGACUGUGCCCGGCACGUGGCUGACUUUCUGAGAGGGAACCCCAAUCUCAGUCUGAGGAUCUUCACCGCACGCCUCUACUUCUGUGAGGACUUCAAGGCUGAGCCCGAGGGACUGCGGCGGCUACACCGCGCCGGGGUCCAAAUCGCCAUCAUGACCUUCAAAGAUUAUUUUUAUUGCUGGAAUACUUUUGUGGAAAACCGUGAACGAACUUUCAAAGCCUGGGAGGGGCUGCACGAAAACUCAGUUCGUCUAUCCAGACAGCUUCGACGCAUCCUUUUGCCCCUAUAUGAGGUUGAUGACUUACGAGACGCAUUUCGUACUUUGGGACUUUGAUACCAACCUCCAAGAAUGUCACUUACAAUGAAAUAUCUCUGAAAUAGUGGGUAAAAGAACAAUCCUUCAAGAAUUGGUUUUUCUUCAGCUCUCAAUUUCAUAGAGCUUAGCGAAAUAAUAUUCAUAUAUGUGACUUUUAAAAAAUAAUAUGUCUUAAAAAUAGAGAAGGAACACAGGCCCGCGAGGGGAACGCUGAACUGGUGCGGUUUUUAAUGCAACAACGUCCCCUACUGGGAAACGACAGAACUGCAGGGUCUGGGACCAGGGAGAAAGGAGAAGGUAAAUCCUUAAAAGCAAGGUGUGGGGAGGAUCAUGUGUUUUCACGAUCUGUAUCCUUUAUUAUUUGACUCAUACUGAGUUUCCGAUGGCAUCAGAGAUAAAUUUUUCCUUUUCCCUUUGGGGUUCACUUUCAAGUGAACCAACUUCGAUCAUGUCAUGCUCUAUGGAAACUCCUAAUGAGAGAAUCUGGGUAAUUGUAACCCCAAGCCAUCUCUUCAAAGCAUUACUAUCCCAGCAUGUGCUAUGUUUUAAUUAUCUGAGGCAUGUAUUUAUAUUUGUACCUAAGAGCAUUUUUUUCUUAGUAUAGAAUAUGCAUGGUCACCUUCAGGCUACUUUAUAAUAAAGAAUAUGAGGACUGUGAAGAUGACACCCAAAAUGAGUUGAUGUUCCCGGUAACAAAUCUGGAAAUACACAUCCUUUUAAAGUAGUCCAUAGUUUAGAAUCCACACCAAAACUUUACAUGUGGUAAUUAAUGAGUGCUUGGAAGGAAGUGGCUUGUGUAUUGAGAAGAGAAAAAUCUUUGCUGUGGGUCUUUUAACCUCAGCAGUGUCCACCAGGUCAGAGUUUUCCACUUUUUGUAUGUACAUGAUGCUUCUCUCAAAAAAUGUUCACUGUAUAAGAGAGUGUAACAGAAGAGAAUAAUAUUUGGGAGUGAAGGAUGACAGAACAAUGCAAGGAAAUAAUAUUUUAUCCAGCAAAAUAUAGUGAGCCAACAUGGCGGAGAGUUCCUAUUUGUCUCUAACAAUUAUCUUUGUGAGAAAAAUAUUCAGAAUAACCAUAUCACUGUGCAAUUGUAACCCAGCAACCCUUGCAAUACAGAUAAGCAGAUCCACAGGGAAAGUUGAAUGCACAAUUAUAUUGCUUUAAUCUUAUUGUACAUAAAUUUGUGAGUUAAAUAUUAAAAAUCCUUAUUUUGUGUACUCAUUCAUAUUUUAUAUUAUGCUAUAUAGUAUCUAAUAUUCUUGUUAUAAUAUCAUUUUCAGAUAUAUUAAAAUGGAUUCCUUAAUGUCUCAAAUUUAUACCUUUAGAAAUGAUUCUAAUAAAGUACAUAAUUGUAACAUAGUCUAACAUUGUCAUAAUAUUGCAAUGAAACCAUUCUCUUGAUUUUUAGUAAAUUUUUCUUACAGGAAUUUUGAUUCUGGCUCAUUUCAAUCAACUGAAUAAAUGAUAAAUAAUUUUGGAAGUUUUGGA